Pungitius pungitius (ninespine stickleback) is the source of this 987-nucleotide messenger RNA. RefSeq names its product proteasome 20S subunit alpha 3 (gene psma3). The record is from RefSeq and is a predicted model, not a curated record. Gene Ontology annotation, cellular component: proteasome core complex, alpha-subunit complex; nucleus; proteasome core complex. Gene Ontology annotation, biological process: proteasomal protein catabolic process; ubiquitin-dependent protein catabolic process. The transcript has 11 exons. Lineage: Eukaryota; Metazoa; Chordata; Actinopteri; Perciformes; Gasterosteidae. The coding region runs from base 131 to 898 and encodes 255 amino acids.
AGAUGCGUCACCCCCACAGGCUUUUAUUGUGAAGGUUGAAGCCGGAUGUCCUCGUUUAAGCGUCACAGUGCUAUGAAGCGCAUGCGCAACGGGUUGAAAACGGUACACGGGAUCCACGCGUUGAGUUAAGAUGAGCUCCAUCGGUACCGGGUACGACCUGUCGGCCUCCACCUUCUCUCCAGAUGGGCGGGUGUUCCAGGUGGAGUAUGCCAUGAAGGCUGUGGAGAACAGCAGCACGGCAAUAGCUAUCCGCUGUAAAGAUGGAGUUGUGUUCGGGGUGGAGAAGCUCGUUCUGUCCAAACUCUACGAGCAGGGUUCCAACAAACGCAUCUUCAACAUCGACCGACACGUCGGCAUGGCGGUGGCAGGUCUGUUGGCUGAUGCUCGGUCUUUGUCUGAAGUAGCGAGAGACGAAGCGUCCAGCUUCAGAUCCAGUUAUGGACACGACAUCCCUCUAAAGCACCUGUCGGACAGAGUGGCCAUGUACGUCCACGCCUACACUCUGUACAGCGCCGUCCGGCCAUUCGGCUGCAGUUUCAUCUUGGGAUCGUAUGACAAAGAUGAUGGUCCUCAGCUCUACAUGGUCGACCCAUCGGGGAUCUCUCAUGGUUACUGGGGUUGUGCCAUUGGAAAAGCAAAACAGGCUGCAAAGACAGAGAUUGAAAAACUGCAGAUGAAGGAGAUGACCUGCAGAGAGCUCGUCAAAGAGGUCGCCAAAAUAAUCUACAUCGUCCAUGACGAGGUGAAGGACAAAGCCUUCGAGCUGGAGCUCAGCUGGGUUGGAGAAGUGACGAAUGGACGACAUCAGCUGAUUCCUGAAGAGGUGAGACAAGAGGCUGAGAAGUACGCAAAGGAAUCCCUGGAGGAAGAGGAUGACUCUGAUGAAGACAACAUGUAAACUCUUCAUCCCAUUGUUUAAGUGUUCCAGUUUUACCUUCAUGUUGGGUUUUGUUUUGAUGAAUUUAAAAAAUAAAGACAUCGACUAAC